This is a messenger RNA of Aspergillus vadensis CBS 113365, 787 nucleotides long. RefSeq lists its product as uncharacterized. The record is from RefSeq and is a predicted model, not a curated record. Lineage: Eukaryota; Fungi; Ascomycota; Eurotiomycetes; Eurotiales; Aspergillaceae. The transcript has a single exon. Bases 482 to 697 code for a protein of 71 amino acids.
UCACAACUUGUUGAGCCCUUGGCAAGGGGGUAUUUAUCAACAAGCCUGAAGUGACCAGUCCAGAAGCAGUGGCCUAGCAGGACAAUACCCUCCCUGCAAUACAAAUUCAGUUCUUUCUGCAAGAACUCGCUGAGACUUGAAGGGGGCGUUCUAGAGGUAUCAUCAAAUCCAACGGGUGCGGAUGAAGUCGUUUACACUUCAGACUGAGAUUUAGUUUGAGCUGAUUGCAGGGCAAAAAAGCGGGCUACCACUCAUAAAUUUUGGAAGUGUUUGAGAAGCUCACUGAUAUGCUCUCUGAAGGACAGCCCGGAUUUAAGAAUUCAGAGACACCUGGAGAGAUAUAGUAAGUGAAAAUGAAAGGCAGUCGCUCGAGAUAUUGACUGCGGAGAAAGCCAUAAUCGAUACGUCUUGCUCUAAACACUUGGCAUACGCAGAGACAUGAGGUUCAGCAUGGAUCGCACACCGGAUAAGGUAUGAUAGAAUGUGUAUUCCUAACAUUAUCACUUUGACUUUCUGUGCGAUGAUACUAUGCGAGGCUAGUCAAGCUAACCAUAAAUUCCGAGUAGAUACAGUUCGCCGCCACUGGGCUAUGAGCAUAUGCUGCACUAUGCUGAGACUGGUGUCAGCUAAGCCCUUAUCAGGUUCUGCACAGGUAAAGAGGAUAUGCCCCUACUUACUACGUUUCAUACCAGCCUGAAAACUUGCUUUCUCGACGAGUUAGCAGAGACGCAGGAACGCAUACGCCACGGUCGCAGUCACUCUCGACCCAUGCAUCUUCCUAGUCUCG